Molecule: messenger RNA, 1602 nt
Organism: Daldinia decipiens
Lineage: Eukaryota; Fungi; Ascomycota; Sordariomycetes; Xylariales; Hypoxylaceae
Exons: 1
Coding region: 588-1409 (273 amino acids)
Biological process (GO): peptidyl-proline hydroxylation to 4-hydroxy-L-proline
Cellular component (GO): endoplasmic reticulum
Molecular function (GO): iron ion binding; procollagen-proline 4-dioxygenase activity; L-ascorbic acid binding
Source: RefSeq, a predicted model, not a curated record
UCGAAAUGGAUAUCUGUUAUAUUUUAUGCUGUCUGCCUGGACUAAACCUGAUAAUCCCACUAAGAUCCCUGCUAGUUCUCACUUCAUGGACUCGGUCGGCUGUUGAAUGUCUGAAUGCGUCCUUAACAUGCCACCAUCCGGAAUCUCAAAUUGUUUACCUAACCUACCUAGGUAUUUAUGAAUUUAUGAGAACUGUUCUUUGUUUACCUGUCAUGUAGAGAGAGAAAUGACCAUCCGCUUAGAAGUCUAGACCGUUGAUCCUAAAGCUGUAACCUAGGGUAUUUCCAGUUUCCGCCCCCAAUGCGAAAUACAUUGGGUCAUAGCUUUUGCUUAACGGUGAGAAAAUUAGGCAUCCUUUUAACCUAGUUGUUGAAUAGGAGUAUUUUAAGGUUGAAUAAUUCUAUUCUACUUCUUCGGAAGUUCUCUACUUUUCUUUCUUAUAAUUCGUUAUCUUAACAUUCGUCUUGGCAGCAUAGCCGCCCAGUAUUAGUGAUAUUAUCACUCAGUUACAAAUCUCAAAUUUCUCUUUAAACACAUCUCAGCCAAUCAUUUGCGCGUAGGCCAUUUCAUUACAAACACGGCCCAAGAUGUAUAACCUACCCGUCAAAACAUCCUACGAGUCCAAUGAUAUCCCCAUCCCGGAAGAAUUCCUAAGGUCGGAGCCGCACGAUGCACAGCCUAUCGCUUUCAAAAAGAUAGACUUCGCUGAUACCGUGCUGACGGAGUACAAGGGCCUGUACGCUGUGGUGCUGGACCAUGUUAUCAGCCCAUCCGAGUGCGCCAAGCUCAUCGAGCUGGCCGAAGCCAGUGUGCCCUCCAAGAACAAAAACAAGAUAAACGGGUCUCCCUGGGCACCUGCGCUCGUCAAUGUUGGUGGUGGAUACGAGGCCGAGGUAUUAGACUACCGCAACAGCGACCGCAUCAUCUGGGACCAGCAGGAUGUCGUCGACCGUCUUUGGGCACGUCUAGAGCAAGUCCCAGAGAUUAAAGACACGCUCCUCACGUCUGAGCAGCCAAAGGGAACGGUGUGGGACUUCCAGCGCCUCAACAAGCGCAUGCGCUUUCUGAAAUACGGCCAGGGCCAGUUUUUCAGGCCGCAUUGCGACUCCCCUUACGGCCAGACUGAAGAUGGGAAAUCGGUGCUCACGCAUUAUACCGUGCACUUAUACCUGAACGACUCGAAGCAGGAGGUUGGAGACGCGGCUGAUCUAGUCGGCGGCGCGACGUCCUUCCUCUCGCCUAACCAAAAGCGGAAACAUGAUGUGAAUCCUAAAGCUGGCCGGGUCCUAAUCUUUCAGCACCGGAGGCUGUACCAUGCGGGGGAUGAUGUCUUGGAUGGGAUCAAGUAUACGAUGAGGACGGAUAUCAUGUAUACUAUACGGGAUUCGGAGAUCGUGAAUACCAGCUAGAACGUUGUCGCGCCCUCAGUUUUCUUCCGAGACGCUCUGCCUAUAGUCAGUAGCAAUGGUUGAGAAUAUAUUUUAUUCCACAUGGCCAAAUAUCUAUGUGUUUUAAUAUGUCUAGAUCUGUAUGUUAGAAUGUUAGCUAGAAGUAGAGUGUUCAGAUGAUGACGACUUACACAAUGUCCUAUGUAAAAUGUGU